AUGACUAGCUAUGUGUACUGUAUUGUGGAAAACCUAAAGGGGGAAGAAUUUAGAAAAGAUUUUAAAGAACUUUCCACAGUGCGCACUUAUUUUCCAAAAGCAUCUAUGUUAGCCCUUACUGCAACUGCCUCACCUCAUCAUAUAACAAGUUUAGUGAAGUCAUUGAAUAUGUCAACAGCAAAAGUUAUCAGAGUAAAUCCCAACCGCAAAAACAUAUUUCUUGACAAAAAGAUCCGCAAAAGUAAUGCUUCUGGAUUCGAAAGCUAUGAGAAUAUAUUGUUACCUAUAGCAAAUUCAUUAAAUUCAGUAAGAGAACAAUUUCCAAUGACAAUCAUUUAUAUGAAAUUAAAAUAUUGUGGUCUUGCCUUUAAUCUAUUUGAAAGAAUUUUAAGCACAUUUCAAUACGUGGGAUUUGAAAAAACACCAUCUAGUCGUUUGUUUUGUCAAUACCAUGCACCGCAGACAAAAGCUUUGAGAAACAAAUUAUCAUAA
This is a messenger RNA of Hydractinia symbiolongicarpus, 492 nucleotides long. RefSeq lists its product as uncharacterized. Gene Ontology annotation, molecular function: 3'-5' DNA helicase activity; four-way junction helicase activity. Gene Ontology annotation, biological process: double-strand break repair via homologous recombination. The coding region runs from base 1 to 492 and encodes 163 amino acids. Gene Ontology annotation, cellular component: chromosome; cytoplasm. The record is from RefSeq and is a predicted model, not a curated record. The transcript is spliced from 2 exons. Lineage: Eukaryota; Metazoa; Cnidaria; Hydrozoa; Anthoathecata; Hydractiniidae.